This is a messenger RNA of Cavia porcellus (domestic guinea pig), 1368 nucleotides long. RefSeq names its product phospholipase A and acyltransferase 2. Gene Ontology annotation, molecular function: glycerophospholipid phospholipase A1 activity; A2-type glycerophospholipase activity. NCBI's taxonomy places the organism in Eukaryota, Metazoa, Chordata, Mammalia, Rodentia, Caviidae. The record is from RefSeq and is a predicted model, not a curated record. The transcript is spliced from 4 exons. Gene Ontology annotation, cellular component: cytoplasm. Bases 134 to 637 code for a protein of 167 amino acids. Gene Ontology annotation, biological process: N-acylphosphatidylethanolamine metabolic process.
GAUCUCCUUGUCUUAGCAUCUAGAGCAGCUGGACUUUCAAACUGUGCCACGCCACACCCUCGUCGAAAAUGAAACUCCUGAAGUUGAUAAAAGAGCAGCGAGCAGUCAGUGCUACACAACACCAGACAGAAGGAUGUCUCGCCGCAGGUGCACACCAAAACCUGGAGACCUGAUUGAGAUUCCUCGCAAAAUCUGCACUCAGACCAUCUACGCUCACUGGGCUAUCUACGUGGGAGACGGUUAUGUGAUUCACCUGGCUCCCCCAAGUGAAUUUGCAGGAGCUGGUUUUUGCAGCAUCAUGUCUGUCGUGGCUGACAGAGCCAUCGUGAAGAAGGAGUUGCUGUCCCAAGUGGCCGGGACCGAUGGCUACCGGGUCAACAACAAAUACGAUGACAAAUAUCCACCGCUACCUGUCACCAAAGUCAUCAAGCAGGCCCUGAAGCUGGAGGGGAAGGAGCUGCCGUAUUCCCUGACCAGCAAGAAUUGUGAGCAUUUUGUGACGCAGUUGCGCUAUGGAGUUCCUAUCUGCGAACAGGUCGAAGAUGCAGUCACAAAAGUAUCUGUGGGAGCAGGCAUCCUGGCUGGCCUAGCAUUAAUUGGGAUCGUGAUGUCCCGAAGGCAGCGCGAAAGGCAGUAAACCCGAGGCACUAUCUUGAUGAUGACUGCUAACAGGCGGGAAUCUUACUUAGGCAUUCGUAGGAGGGUUUGCUUUAUGGAUUUCACUCUCUUGUGAUGGUGGAUUUAUUUUGGUAAAUCUCAGUAAAAGCAUAGCAAAAUUUUAUUUGAGGGAAUAUCUAAUUGAAUGUGAAUUUUUUUGGCUGUUCAAAUUAAUUUCUUUAUUGGGUUUAAAAAUUUCUUUAGUGAAUAGUAAUAUGUAAAACGUUAGGUAUUUGUUUGAUCAGAUCUGGGAAAAUCUCCAUCAAAUGUUUGCACGUUCAUACUGUAAAGGGUCAGGGUAUCAAUAUCUCCUUUUUGUGCAACGUCUGAUUGUCUAUUGAUUUGACACUUUUCAACCUAUUUGUGGCUGACAUUCUUGUUACCUUGUGUCAGAUCAGCUUUGACUGUGUCAGUAUUUAAUGUCAAAUCAGGCUUUUCUACCAUAUUUAUGUGAUUCACUAUAUUGCACUAAUUGGAUUAUCAAAUAAUUCACAGACCUUUGUUACUUUUAUGUGAACGUUCUCUCCUUUUCAUAAUGGAUUUUGCUAUGGUAUAAUUUCCAGCUUUUGCCGCAAUUUGCAUCUCAGUGUCAGAAUAAUUUACAUUGAAAUUAUAGUUCAUUUAAUCUUGAUUUUCAUAUUUCAUGAACUUUAUUGUUGGCAUUUUUAACCCUUUAAUAAAAAUUUUAACUGACUUUAAUGAUAAAUGAAA